UUUAAAUAUGCGUGUAUUGCAGAAUCAAAACAUAGCGAUCAGCGAUAACCGGUUCCGAACGAUCGAGACCGUCUGGUGGAUUGUGCUAAAUUUCCGAAAUUUCCGAAACCGAAUUACAUAUACCGUUUACUUCGAAAAAUAAAAUACGUAGAAAAACAACUGUUUAUCUCUCGUUCGUGUCUCUUAAUUGAUUAUCAUUUCGCCGUUGACUAUUAAUUCGAUCAAUUACCUUAACGCCGCAACAAUUAUACCGUUCGCAUAUUUAUGCGACAGACUUGCGAGGUAUUUCUUCGGUAGAUUCAUCAUUGCGCCAAAGGUCCAGCGCGGAUCGACUCACAGACGCACACACACGCGUCAACGAAAGAAAUCGGUGUUCUAACUGGUUUUCAUGAUCAACCAAGCUAUAAUAUCAUAAAAUCAGGUGUGUCUAGGCCAGUUGUUUAUCGACACCGCGGCUGGAAAAGGCAGAUCGAUCUCGCAACAUCGUGGUGGCAUAAACGACAACGACAGUUCCACGUUAUAAUGUACUGCAACAACAAUUUAUUGCGUGUCUCCCGGCGACUGUCGAGAAGCGUUUUCAGGGAUUUCCAUAUCGGUAACGGUCCGGCUUCCCAAGGUGUUAAAGAAAGCAGGAACAACGGGUCGAACGUGCUCAAGAAACCGCCGAGGAUAUUGAUCACUGGCGGUCUCGGCCAGUUGGGCACCGAGUGCGCGAAGCUGUUGCGAAAGAAUUAUGGCAACGAGAACGUGAUCCUCACCGACAUCAUCAAGCCGACGGAGGACAGCCUGUCCUGCGGACCUUUCAUCUUCGCAGACAUCCUCGACUUCAAGGGCCUGCAGAAGAUCGUGGUGGACUACAGGAUCGACUGGCUGAUACAUUUCAGCGCUCUGUUGAGCGCCGUCGGCGAACAGAACGUCCCCCUCGCAGUCAGAGUCAACAUAGAAGGUAUGCACAACGUGAUCGAGCUGGCGAAACAGUACAAGCUGAGGAUAUUCAUCCCGUCGACGAUCGGCGCUUUCGGCCCCGAUUCGCCGAGGAAUCCCACCCCCAAUAUCACCGUGCAACGACCAAGGACGAUUUACGGCGUCAGCAAGGUCCACGCGGAGCUUCUGGGGGAAUACUAUCAUCAUAAGUUCGGCCUCGACUUCCGGUGUCUUCGGUUCCCCGGGGUCAUCAGCAGCGACCCCCCCGGUGGCGGAACCACAGACUACGCUGUCGCCGUCUUCCACGAGGGGUUGAGCACCAAAACGUACGAGUGCUAUUUGGAGCCGUACACGAGGUUGCCGAUGAUGUACAUAGAGGAUUGUCUAUCCGCGCUCUACCAAUUCUUGAACACGCCGAACGAUCGGCUGAACAGGCGAGUAUACAACGUCACUGCGAUGAGCUUCACGCCGGAAGAACUCUUCAGCGAGUUUAAGAAGCAUGUUCCUGAUCUAAAGAUCACGUACAAGCCGGACGGACGGCAAUAUAUAGCUGACGGUUGGCCGCAAGUGUUCGAUGACAGCGACGCGCGACGGGAUUGGGGGUGGAAACACAAGUACAAUUUGCAGAGACUGGUGGAGUCAAUGAUACGCGACGUGAGAUCGAACUUCUUGUCGAAGAGAUCGUUGAAAGAGGUCAAUAGCUACGUAUAACGGAGGAUAAUUGAGAAAAUUAUAUUUCUGAGAUUCCGAUGAAAUUAUAAAAAUAUUUAUUUUACAAUAAAGGCAAUUCUUAACGCA
Messenger RNA from Megalopta genalis, 1722 nucleotides. RefSeq names its product L-threonine dehydrogenase (gene Tdh). Gene Ontology annotation, molecular function: L-threonine 3-dehydrogenase activity. Gene Ontology annotation, biological process: L-threonine catabolic process. The record is from RefSeq and is a predicted model, not a curated record. NCBI's taxonomy places the organism in Eukaryota, Metazoa, Arthropoda, Insecta, Hymenoptera, Halictidae.